This is a messenger RNA of Colletotrichum spaethianum, 588 nucleotides long. Its product is annotated as altered inheritance of mitochondria protein 41, mitochondrial. The record is from RefSeq and is a predicted model, not a curated record. Lineage: Eukaryota; Fungi; Ascomycota; Sordariomycetes; Glomerellales; Glomerellaceae. Bases 1 to 588 code for a protein of 195 amino acids. Gene Ontology annotation, molecular function: carbon-nitrogen ligase activity, with glutamine as amido-N-donor. The transcript has a single exon. Gene Ontology annotation, cellular component: mitochondrion.
AUGGCCUCCCGAAGCUCAGUCCGUCUCCUCCAGACGCUCCGGCCGACUGCGCCCAGCCGCGCCGCCGCCGCCGUUCGGGCGUUCCGCGUCUACUCCUCCGACGCCGCUCCGGCCCAGCCCCAACUUCUGGCUACCCUCAAGACCGACCUCAAGACGGCCAUGCGCGCAAAGGACGCGCCCCGCCUCUCCGUCCUCCGCUCCGUCCUCUCCGCCACCAACAACGCAGCCAAGACGAACUCCCCAAUCGCCACCGACGCCCAGCUCGUCGCCCUCCUGCGCAAGACCCAGCGCGCCACCCAGGACGCCGCCGCUCAGUUCCGCGCCGCUGGCCGCGACGACCUCGCCGAUAAGGAGGACCUCCAAGCCAAGGUCAUGGCCGAAUACAUUGCCACCAGCGGCGUCGUCACCGUCACCGAGGCCGACGUUCGCGUGCUCGUCCAGAAGGCCAUUGACGACGCCACCGCCGCGGGCAAGAGCGGGCUGGGCGAGGUCAUGAAGCUCAUCAACGCCGCCAUCCAGGGCAAGGACCUCGAGGUCGACAAGAAGCGUGUUGCGGACCUGGUCAAGGAGGCCCUCAAGAAGGAAUAA